Messenger RNA from Colletotrichum higginsianum IMI 349063, 1017 nucleotides. RefSeq names its product F-box domain containing protein. The transcript is spliced from 2 exons. Lineage: Eukaryota; Fungi; Ascomycota; Sordariomycetes; Glomerellales; Glomerellaceae. The coding region runs from base 1 to 1017 and encodes 338 amino acids. The record is from RefSeq and is a predicted model, not a curated record.
AUGGCCGAAAAGUACAUCCUUCGGGUGACCGCUGGCCCCAGCUACGACGUCGACUCCCAAGUCGAGGUCCCUGUCAACCAGGCACAGCCCACGAAGAUUAACAGCGCCCUAGCCGACAUCGAGCUCAAUGUCCGCAUACAGAACUACGCCGGCCUGCCGCGCAACUCGCCCACCACAUCCCCUUACUUCUCCACGGAACCGCACGCCACCAACAACGACCAGUACAGUAUCUCAUUCCGCUUCACUCCGAAGAAGCCCGCAGAUAGCGUCUCUCCUUCCUCCUCGGCGGGAGAGGGCAUAUCAGCCGAGGAUCUGCAAUUCGGCAACGACUUUGAUCACCCCAUCCGUGACCGUCUUCCCCCGGGGUUCAACACGGCGCUCAAUAUCGUCAAGUGGUGGAUCGACCCGGGCCUGGACGGCGAUGCCUACGCGGACGUUCCUCAUCUUUACGGCCCCGCGCUGAGCUCCUUCAACACCAUCCACGUGGGAGCUGGCAACCAAGACGCAGAGAAGGGUGGCCUGUGGUUUGAGGAGGGCGGCGACGAGGCCGGCCUUGAGGCGCGGGAGAAGAUUGGCGCGCCGGCCACGGCCAAGGAGCGGAUGAAGUGGGCCCUGCGUAAGGACAGCAAGGAAAAUUGGCUGUUUGAGUACGGCAGGACGUACGGCAUGGACUUCUUCAACCCCUAUCUCGACUUUGCCAACUUGGCGCUUCGCCUACCGGGAUUUCAGCUGGCCAUCAUGAAGUACUGGGAUGGACAAGGUCUUCGAUACGUUCUCCGGAACAAAAGCACCGGUGACGUCUACCUUGUCGUUUUGUUUACCCUCUACCUCAAGGACGACGUCAACGAGGACGGCACCCUCAAGGCCGGCGCAGACAGCUCCAAAUCAGGCCAUCCGCUGCCGCCCAGCAAGGACGAGCACGAGUCCCACGACGAAGAGAAGGCCCUCGAGGAGGCUAGGAAGAAGAUGGGGCCGGCCUCCCGCGAGACGGAGACGAAUGCCGAUGAUGUGGACUGA